CCCUUCCCCUCUCCCCGACCCCUCCUCCUCCUCCCCUCCUCCCAUCGUGCUUGCCCGCCCCUGAGUCUGGAGCAGCAGCAGCAGCAGCAGCAGUGGAGCUUCACUGCCUCUCCUCGCCUCACAGUGCGGGAAUAUACCAGCGGAGAGCAGAAUGGAUACGGAAGGGAGCCAGAGCAGCCUGUCCUCCGGCACGGACAACUCCCCCCACGACCCCUGCAAAAUGUUCAUCGGGGGUCUGAGUUGGCAGACAACACAAGAGGGCUUGAAGGAGUACUUCUGCAAAUUCGGCGAGGUGAAGGAGUGCAUGGUGAUGCGGGAUCCCGUUACCAAGCGGUCGAGAGGGUUCGGCUUUGUAACAUACACAGAACAAGCCGGUGUGGAAAAGGUUUUGGCACAAAACAGACACGAGCUGGAUUCUAAAACGAUCGACCCAAAGGUGGCGUUUCCCCGCCGGGCUCAGCCCAAGCUGGUGACCAGGACAAAGAAGAUCUUUGUCGGAGGACUGUCAGUCAAUACCACCAUCGAAGAUGUGAAGCAAUAUUUUGACCAGUUUGGAAAGGUCGAUGAUGCCAUGCUCAUGUUUGACAAAACAACCAACAGACAUAGAGGUUUUGGUUUUGUUACCUUUGAGAAUGAAGAUGUGGUUGAGAAAGUGUGUGAGAUCCACUUCCAUGAGAUCAACAACAAAAUGGUGGAGUGCAAGAAAGCCCAGCCCAAGGAGGUGAUGACGCCGACAGGCUCAGCCAGAGGCCGUUCCAGGGUGAUGCCCUACGGGAUGGACGCUUUUAUGCUGGGCAUUGGCAUGUUAGGCUACCCGGGUUUUCAGACUGCUACCUACACCAGCCGCAGUUACUCUGGUAUCGCGCCCGGAUACACCUACCAGUUCCCAGAAUUCCAUUUAGAGAGGACCCCCCUCCUGACAUCAUCCCACCCUCCUGAGCUGGCAGCCAUUCCCCUGACUGCAUACGGACCAAUGGCAGCAGCUGCAGCAGCCGCCGCGGUAGUUAGAGGCUCCACCCCUUCACGCACAGCUGGCUUCCUGGGCACCAGCAGCCCUGGACCAAUGGCUGACCUGUACGCUGCAGCCAAUCAGGACUCAGGAGUCAGCAGCUACAUCAGUGCAGCUAGCCCCGCCCCCAGCACAGGGUUCAGCCAUGGUAUAGGGGGUCCUCUGAUUGCUACUGCCUUCACUAAUGGCUACCACUGAGAAGUCUCAGGUCACCGAGGGAUGGGAGGGCGUCUCCUCUGCUGAUGAGCCAAUCACAAUGCUGACUGCCCACUGAUGGCACAACCUGAUUGGCCGGCCACCGGCUCUUUACCGGGCUCUCCUGGCUCCAUAUGGCUCCGCCCACCGACUGAAUAUCUUUUUAAAUCCAGAACUCUUGUUUCUGCUGUACUAAUCUCACUUCAACAUAACUUCCCUGUUUUCUCCUCUUUUGUCCUCAUCAUGUAGUCUAAUAACUAGAGCCCACCCCCUCUCCCCCCUCAGUUAUCCAUUUUUUUCCUUUUGAAGCUGAGAAAAAGAAACUGCAAAAAAAAAAAAAAAAAAAAAAAA
Maylandia zebra (zebra mbuna) is the source of this 1555-nucleotide messenger RNA. Its product is annotated as RNA-binding protein Musashi homolog 1. Gene Ontology annotation, biological process: central nervous system development; regulation of translation. The record is from RefSeq and is a predicted model, not a curated record. Lineage: Eukaryota; Metazoa; Chordata; Actinopteri; Cichliformes; Cichlidae. Gene Ontology annotation, molecular function: mRNA binding. Gene Ontology annotation, cellular component: cytoplasm.